Molecule: messenger RNA, 822 nt
Organism: Aspergillus udagawae
Lineage: Eukaryota; Fungi; Ascomycota; Eurotiomycetes; Eurotiales; Aspergillaceae
Product: putative RTA1 domain protein
Exons: 2
Coding region: 1-822 (273 amino acids)
Cellular component (GO): membrane
Source: RefSeq, a predicted model, not a curated record
AUGCUCCUAAUCAGGGAGCCCCAAUUUUCUUCACAAUCGCCUUUGCUAUCUCAGCCGUUGGCCAUAUUUGGCAAUGUCUGUACGUGCCCCGAGCGCUUUCCGCUGCUCGAACUCGCCAACUACCACGUUCUCGGCCGCAUGUUCUACUACGUCCCAAAUCUCGCACCCCUUCCCCCCGGCAAAGUUCUAGCCAUUUUCGGUGCUCUAAUGGCGCUUGUGGAGGCAUUGAAUGCUUUAGGGGUAGCUUUCAACGCCGACCCCACCGGCAGCCAGCAGGGGUUUGGGAAAGCUUUGAUCCUUGUCGCACUCGCGCUUCAGCUGUGCGUGGUACUUGCAUUCGUUUCAAUAGCGGGCUCCUUCCAAUGGCGGUGCGCAAAAGCAAAGAUUCGUCGCAGGUCUCUUCCGAUUCUCCUUAUUACGCUAAAUAUCAGCAUGGCUUUGAUUCUGGUCCGCUGCAUCUACCGCCUGGUGGAACACGUCGGCAACACGUCGGUGGAUCUUGGUGAUCCAGAAGAACUCGGAACUCUCAGCCCCCUUUUGCGAUAUGAGUGGUUCUUCUAUGUCUUUGAGGCAUCGCUCAUGCUCGUCAACUCUUUCCUAUGGAAUGUGUUCAAUCCAGGUCGCUAUCUGCCCAGACACCACACGGUUUAUUUGGCGGCGGAUGGCACGACCGAAAUCGAAGAGGAGGAAGUCCGCAAUGACCAACAUGUUCUGGUCAAAGCUGUGUAUGCGGCCGUCAAUGCACUUACAUUUGGCCUGUUUCACCUCAUUGUCCGUCAGAAGGACGAAGAAACUCAUCCGCUAGCAGAGCGGAAUAAGUAG